AUGCCUGAACAAACUCAAAUUCCGCGUGUUCUUUGGGCACAACAACGUGAACAUGUUUUAUUAACUAUUACUGUACCUGAUCUUGAAAAAGUCGAUGUUAAAUUCGAACAAAAUUCAGUCUCAUUUCAAGGUCAUUCAUCAUCAAGUAAUGGUAAAGAUAAAAAUGCUUAUGCUGUUAAAAUUGAUUUAUUUGGAGAAAUCGAUCCUGAAACUAGUAAAUAUGAAAAUGUUGGACAAAAAUUUUGGCGUUUAUUAUUAAAGAAAAAAGAUCAAAAAGCUGAUUUUUGGCCACGUUUAACAAAAGAGAAACAACGUUUACAUUGGUUACAAACUGAUUUCGAUCAUUGGAAAGAUGAUGAUGAAAGUGAUGAUGAAAAAGCUGGACCAGGUGGUGGCAACUUUCAAGAUAUGUUUUCUGGAGGCAUGGGUGGCAUGGGUGGUAUGGAAGGUAUGAUGGGUGGUAUGGGUGGUAUGCCAGGUAUGGGAGGCAUGGGUGGUAUGAUGGGUGGUAUGCCAGGUAUGGGAGGUAUGCCCGGUAUGGAUAUGAUGGGUGACGGUUCUGAUGAGGAAGAAGGUGGUGAUUCAGAUGAUGAAGAAGGAUCACCAAUGGCAAAUCAAGCCGGUGCAAAAGCUCAGAAUAAGCAAGAAUCAAACAAAUCAAAUAAUGAAACUGCUUCAACGGCAGCAAAAGGCGAACAAGAAUCAGCUGCCAAAGAACAAUCGGCAUAG
Adineta steineri is the source of this 729-nucleotide messenger RNA. The record is from the annotation of a GenBank genome assembly. NCBI's taxonomy places the organism in Eukaryota, Metazoa, Rotifera, Eurotatoria, Adinetida, Adinetidae.